AUGGCGGACGUGACAGUGCUGAGAUGCUGGCCAGCCUGCGUCGAUGCAAUCGAUUGGUCUUCCGACGGCAUCAUUGCAUUAGCGUCGGAUGAGCGCGUAGAGCUGCUUUUCCCGAACACUGUUGACUUCGAGCGAGACCAAGUCCUGCCGCAAUGGCAGCAUGUACCUCUCAAGGUACCCUUGUUCUCGACCGAUGAGCUCCCACUCAAAGAACCUGCGCCAACAUCCAACUACUCGGUCGGCGAAGAGAUCUCUAACAGCGCUCCCAUUAGCAUCGCGUGGUCUCCGCCCGGCAUUGCUAAACAUCGAAAAUGCGCGCUUGCUGCUCUUACCGCAAAUCUGACGCUUUCCCUCUGGUCAGCAGCAGAAGGCAAGCCAGAGGAUGAGACAAGUUGGGCCCGACGAUUGAUCAUCAACGAUGCACUCGUUGACCACUUCGGAGACUGGGACGACGAACCUAGCUACGUGGUGCACGAUUCAAAAGAACGACUGCGGUCAAGAGGCCGCAUUCGAGCGUUCGCCUGGGCACCCGCUAUGCCUUGCUCAGAAACGCCUGGUGUCGUCGGUACUCACUUGGUGUACGGUCCGCACAUGUUAGCAGUCUCUGAUGAUGACAACCACCUCGUGUUUCUGAAGAUCGAAACACCGACGUCCUCACUGGGAGCUGAGCCGGACUGGAGGGCUGAGGUACUAACACAUCAGUCUUUCGCACUGUCCUCGGAGACGGUCUUCCCACAACCUGAUAUUUUCGAAGACAUGAUUAAACAGCAAAGGUACAUAUCGCAUAUCGCCUGGAGUCCUUGGAUCAUCUGCAACGAAUCUUAUCGUUCCGUACUGGUAUACGCUACGAAUGAAGACGUACGGGCGCGGACCAUCACGUAUGACCACGGGCAAAUGAACCUGGAGCACGAAGUCGUCUACGCAGGCUACGAAAUGAGGUAUGAUGGCCCGAUGAAAUGGUUUCACCGAGUCGAAGACGGAGACAGACUAAAGCUUGCCCUCUUCACAAACACGGGACUAGUAUAUCUAACGGUAUCCGCUCUUGACGCUUCCAUCAUCGAAAGGAGUACGCAUGAUCUGGACGGGCGAUGGGAUCCGGUCUCAGGCCUUGUUUGGGAUACGACUGGCGCCACAACUCCCCGUCUCCAUAUAAGCUCUCUGUUGUCGACCCUUCACAGUCCGACUGCUAUUCUUGAGCAGACUUCUGAUGGGCUCAAAGGUCUUGAUGCCCCAGAAUGGCGGGAGAGAAUCGGAAAUAACCUGGCACUGUUUAGUGUGAAGAAUGGACUCAAAGGCAAUAGCAGGGCCAAGGUAUGGGGUCUCGCGAGAUCUCCGCUGGGCGACUUCAUUGCGGCAUGCAACAGCGUACAUCCUUCCGAUAUGAUCGAGUACGGUAUUCCGGCUGACCGUAGUGGCGCCGUGGCUAUCAGCUCUUUGCGACCUGGCAGCCGUUCACGGGACAUCUUUCCAAAAGAGAACGUAACCGCAGAAGGAAUAAUGUACAGUCUCAAGAAGUUGGCAGAAGAACUUGUCGAGGACCCUGACGACAUACCCGCAUUCGCGGAUGAGAUGGUUUCAAAGCUAGUCGAGACUUACACAGCUCUUCCUGUCAGUGAGAUGAGCGCGACCACAUCAAUAGCGUACCCCACUGUCAACGAUCUCGAUUCGUUGAUCAAGGGAUUCAAGUCGAAUGCUUUCCUUGAAUCAUCUACACUGAAGGAUCGCUACACCAUCCUUGUGUCUGAAGCCUACAAGACGCAGAUCAACAAGGAGCUACCGAAGACUCUGAUUGCGUAUCGUCUCGCUGUGGCCUUGCAACAACUUCCUUCAUCUUUAUCGGAUACGCCUUUCAGCGCAGAAAUUCGCACGCAUCACAAGCAACUCGUCACACUCAUCAACAUGGUCAUGGGCUAUGACGAUACAUCCGACGACGAGUUCAUCAUGGCCCAAGAAGACGCGGAACGCAAUAAAGGCGCCGCCACUGGAGACAACACGGUCAUGACAGGCGUGAUAAGAGACGGAUCGGUAUCAGAGGGAGAACAGGAGAGCAGUGGUUCAUUGAACAAGGUGGAUGAAGAGGGUUCUAGUGACCAAGAAGGAGACGAGCAAGCCAUGGCUGUGGAGCAAGAAAGCAACGAUUCUGACGGUGAAGAUCAUGAGUACGAACGAAGGGAGUUGCCCAUCACGCUGGCACGGGUACUGUUCCUUGCCUGCGAUGCCUGCAUCUACUGCGGUGGCAAAUUUAUUGGUUGA
Alternaria metachromatica is the source of this 2253-nucleotide messenger RNA. RefSeq lists its product as uncharacterized. The record is from RefSeq and is a predicted model, not a curated record. NCBI's taxonomy places the organism in Eukaryota, Fungi, Ascomycota, Dothideomycetes, Pleosporales, Pleosporaceae. The coding region runs from base 1 to 2253 and encodes 750 amino acids. The transcript is spliced from 3 exons.